UGCUGCUACAGGCCGCUGGGGGUGACGGCAGGACUUGGCCUCCGUCCGACUCCAGCGCGUCGCGAAGGCCGGGACGGAACGCACGUUACCCUCGAACUUCGGGGGCGAAAGAGUCCACAGGACCUAAGAGGGGCAAAACCUACUCUAAAGGCCGUAACCACCCUCCCCUCCCCCGCCAGAGAACUUUCCGGCAGCGCCGUGGGCCGCCGCAAGCCGGGAGACCUUCACGCUCACGCGCUCCCAGCCACACGCCGGAACUGCGCGGCCACGUCCGCGGGGACCCAGGCCGUGCCCCGCACCGCCGCCUGGCCCCAGGCGAUCCCCGGGCCCCACGCGCCGGCAGACGGCGCUGCGCCUGCGAGGAAGGAUCCGGCGGAAGGGGCGGGGUCAGGCGGCACUUCCGUGGCUUCGGGCGGGAAGGUCACAAAUCACAUUGAGCCAAAACGCACCCAGUGUUUUCUUCAGUUACAAAUAAAAUGAAUAUGCCUAUGCUGCUACCACAUCCUCACCAGCAUUUCCUAAAAGGCCUUUUAAGAGCACCUUUCCGAUGUUACCACUUCAUCUUUCACUCACGGACUCAUCUCGGAUCAGGAAUCUCAUCUGCUCGGCCAUUUAAUUCUCUUGGACUCCAUUGUUCAAAGUGGAUGCUACUGUCAGAUGGUUUAAAGAGAAAAUUAUGUGUACAAACAACCUUAAAGGACCACACAGAAGGACUCUGUGAUAAAGAGCAAAGAUUUGUGGAUAAACUUUAUACUGGUUUAAUCCAAGGGCAAAGGGCCUGUUUAGCAGAGGCCAUAACUCUUGUAGAAUCAACUCACAGCAGGAAAAAGGAGUUAGCCCAGGUGCUUCUUCAGAAAGUAUUACUUUACCACAGAAAACAGGAACAAUCAAAUGAAGGAAAACCACUAGCAUUUCGAGUAGGAUUGUCUGGUCCCCCGGGUGCUGGAAAAUCAACAUUUAUAGAAUAUUUUGGAAAAAUGCUUACUGAGAGAGGGCACAAAUUAUCUGUGCUGGCUGUGGACCCUUCUUCCUGUACUAGUGGUGGAUCACUCUUAGGUGAUAAAACCCGAAUGACUGAAUUAUCAAGAGAUAUGAAUGCAUACAUCAGGCCAUCUCCUACUAGAGGAACUUUAGGAGGUGUGACAAGGACUACAAAUGAAGCUAUUCUGUUGUGUGAAGGAGCGGGAUAUGACAUAAUUCUUAUUGAAACCGUAGGUGUGGGUCAGUCGGAGUUUGCCGUUGCCGACAUGGUUGACAUGUUUGUUUUACUACUGCCACCAGCAGGAGGAGAUGAGUUGCAGGGUAUCAAAAGAGGUAUAAUCGAGAUGGCAGAUCUGGUAGCUAUAACUAAAUCUGAUGGAGACUUGAUUGUGCCAGCUCGAAGAAUACAAGCAGAGUAUGUGAGUGCACUGAAAUUACUCCGCAAACGUUCAGAAGUCUGGAAACCAAAGGUAAUUCGUAUUUCUGCCAGAAGUGGAGAGGGAAUCUCUGAAAUGUGGGAUAAAAUGAAAGAUUUCCAGGACGUAAUGCUUGCCAGUGGGGAACUAACUGCCAAACGACGGAAGCAGCAGAAAGUUUGGAUGUGGAAUCUCAUUCAGGAAAGCGUGUUAGAGCAUUUCAGGACCCAUCCCACAGUCCGGGAACAGAUUCCACUUCUGGAACACAAGGUUCUCACUGGGGCCCUGUCCCCAGGACUAGCAGCAGACUUCUUGUUAAAAGCUUUUAAAAGCAGAGAUUAAUAAAAUUCGUUCCAUAUAAUGAUUUUACCUAUCAUUUCAUAAAUUAAUAGA
Saimiri boliviensis boliviensis (Bolivian squirrel monkey) is the source of this 1790-nucleotide messenger RNA. RefSeq names its product metabolism of cobalamin associated A (gene MMAA). Lineage: Eukaryota; Metazoa; Chordata; Mammalia; Primates; Cebidae. Gene Ontology annotation, molecular function: GTP binding; GTPase activity. The record is from RefSeq and is a predicted model, not a curated record. Gene Ontology annotation, cellular component: cytoplasm.